Messenger RNA from Caenorhabditis sp. 36 PRJEB53466, 5978 nucleotides. The record is from the annotation of a GenBank genome assembly. Lineage: Eukaryota; Metazoa; Nematoda; Chromadorea; Rhabditida; Rhabditidae.
AUGUCAAUAAAUGCAGUCGAUUCGAAAAAACUGGUUGAAGCGCUGCUCGGUGACCUCCGGUUACUGUCUCAGGAGGCGAAAAAGAAGCAGAAUCAUGUGAAAGAGUCGGCGGAAUCCGGCGUCGUCCGAAUCAGAAACAUCAGCACGGCUUCCGUCGGCGACACGGUCCUCAUCACGAACCUCCGGGCGGCAUGCACAGAACUCCUCCAUCCACUCGUCCUCGCCUGCGAAACACGGCACACGAGACUAGUUCAGAUUGCAUUGCAAGGCAUUCAAAGACUUGUUCAGCAUCGCAUUCUUAGCGGAGUAAUCCAUGAAGGUUCAGAUUCAAAAAUCAAUCCAGUCUGUUCAGAAUGGCGCCACAAUUGUCACGAAUGAAUUGUGGGCACUGGUGGAGGCCGAAUGCGAAGAGUUGCGAGUGCUCCAAACAGUUCCUCCACUCGUCUCAUCAGAACUUGUCGUCACUGGAAACACGCUGGCUAAAGUAAGCGUGUUCCGUGUAAAUUUUGUACUCAAAAAUAAUUUCCUUUCAGUGCAUCGUCAUGUGCUUUCGUCUCCACUUCGCAAAAGACCCAAUUGUGAUCAACGCUGCCUCUGCCGCGGUCCGUCAGCUCGUCUCCACAGUCUUCGAAAGAGUUAUUCAAGAAGACGGAAUCUUCUCCUCCGAACUGACCGUCGUCAAUCCAUCCGGAGGACGACCGAGUCCACGAGCUGCUCCGCCAACACUGAGGCCAUGUGCAGCCGACGCCUAUAUGCUGUUCAGAGUGAGCGAUCACGAAAAUGACACGCUAGAAUAGUUCUUUUUCAGGAUUUGUGUCUUUUGAUAAAUGGAGAAGCUCCUGUCUGGCUAGUUGGAAUUCAAGAAAUGACACGAACACUUGGACUUGAACUUUUGGAAUCUCUUCUCAAAGGCUAUCCAUCCGUUUUCAUCAGACACACAGAAUUCGGAGGACUUUUGAAGGACGAUGUUUGCCCUCUGAUCAUCCGACUGUUUUCUCCGAACGUCAAAGCUAUGCACAUAUCCUCGCAGCAUCCUUCCGCACGGAACAGUUCGGCUUCGAUCAACAAUUAUCCGCCGACGAUAUCCCACGAAAGACAGUCUUUUCCCAUUUCAAUGCGACUCGUCCGAAUUGUCACUCUCAUCGUGCAGUUUUAUCAAAAUAUCCUCGUAAGAAAGCGUAUUCGUUGGAAUACCAUUGAAUCAGUCUUUUCAGCAUACGGAAUGCGAGAUUUUCAUAUCAACUCUUCUGAAGUUCGUCGACGGAGACAGGAAAGGAUGGCAGAGGCCGCUCGCUCUGGAAGCUUUGCACCGAAUAGUCUCGAGUACAGAUCUUGUCAAAUGGAUGACCGAAUCUUUCGAUUGCCGGCCGAACUCCACUCACGUUCUCGAGCAGGUGGCCAUUGGACUGUCGACUGUCGUCCAGCAAUGUCUUGUCAGCACUACUUUUUCCAGUGGUAAUUCAAGAAAAAUCGGUUGAAUCUGACUUGUUUCGACUUUUCAGAUCAAGAAAAUGAGCUAGAGCGGAGUCAAGAGGACGGAGGUCCAGGGUUCCUGAGCAAAGGACUCUGGGUGCCGUACGUCGAGCAUUUAACCACUAAAAAGACCAUUUUGUAAGCCAUCCAUAUUUUUUAUUUUGUUGAAAACAGGUUUCGAGUUUCAGACUGGAUUCCCUCGAUCGGAUGGAUGCCGUACAUGUUCCAGAAGGAUACGUCCUCUCCCGAUGCUGUGUGGCUCUCUGCGACAUGACACAAGCAGUCUACGCAGCCAUAGACAACCUCAGUCUUCCCGAUGAAAAUAGCGAGAUCGGAAGCCGAGACGCCAAAUUAGAAGUGGCCAAGGUGGCCUAUGCCAACUCCCAACCGAGCAUCCUCGCUGCCAUCGGAAGUCUCCUUGCUGCCAGUACGGAUGAGGUGGUCAGUGACCAAUUGCUCUGCUGCCUAUCCACUCUCAUCUCUGCCGGAUGCCGCGUUGGGGCAGGAGCCGAUCUGCACAGAAGUGUCUACGUGCUCGCCAUAAUGAGCCUCCCUUCUCCUUCAUAUCUUACUCAGUUCGCUGCAAUUGCUCCGCCGAGCCCAAAGAGCAAACGAGAUGUUCCUGUAGCGGAGCAGGUUUUUGACAUGGAAUCCUGGCCGUCCACAGCUCAAGUCACUGCCACAGGACCUCCGUGUCCGUGUCCAGUCGUAUCGCCGGAAUUAUGGAAUAAACAAGUAUUGUUGACCUCGAAAAACUUGCAAGCCGCUCGCACUUUCAUCGCUGCCGUCACUACGCACAUAAAGGAGCUGAAGGACCUGUGGUACUUGUGUCUGGCGACGUGCGAGCAUCUUUCGUGGCUUCUCGCGAUGCGACCAACUCAAGUGGGACAGUUCGAACGAGAAACAAGAGACGAUCACGCGAGUGGACCGACUGUCGUGACGAAUGCCGCCCUCUCGGACAUAGCAAUGCUCUCUUCCUUGAUGGACAAACUGGCACCUGCCAUUGCCGCCCUUCCAGACGAUUCGUUCCUCUCCGUUAUAGACGCACUCAUUCGGUUGUCUGAUGAGAGUCUCGCAGUUGCGGCCAUUCCAAGAGAGAGCUCUCUGUUCCCGCUUGCCGUUCUCUACAGAGUCUGUGUACUAUCUUUGGCGCGAUUGGACGUCUUCUGGCAAAAAACUGCGAAUCAUUUCAUCAAAGUGUGCAAUCACACUUCCGUUUCAAUGCGUGAUUGGGCGGCAGUCGGACUCACUUCAUUGGCAAAGCAGGCUGUCAAAUCGAAGACGGCGAUGGAUGCGAAGAGCCAGCAGGAGAUGUGCAUUUCCUCCCUUCUCGCCCUCUGCUCCAUUCCUCACAUUCAAGUUCGUCGUCGACAAUUGGACUGCGUGAUGUCCUUGAUGCAAACCGACGGAUCAUUCCUGCUUUCCACUUCCUGGCCCAACGUGAUACAGAUAAUUUCGGCGAUCAUUGACAAUGAUACAGGGUGAGGCUUGUUAAAACUAUUAGGCCAAACUCAUUUCAUUCCAGAUGCGAACUUUCCCUUGUCCGCCAAGGAUAUUUGGGUCUCCGUCUCGUGUCCUCCGAUUUCCUCCAGUCAAUUCCGUUCAAUUGUGUUUCUGGACUCGUUGAAGCCAUUUCGAGAUAUUCUAAGCAGAACACGGAUCAGAAUAUCUCCCUUUCCGCUCUAACUUUACUUGUUAGUCUCAUGUUCACAGCUCUCUUAACUGUAUCUUUUCAGUGGACUAUAUCCGACUUCAUAUACCGGAAGAUGGAGGCGGUCGGAAGCGAUGCUUCAGAAGCCGUUUGGAUGGUUCUCUACACUUGCCUCUCCGAGUCAUGCGUGGAUUCCCGUUUCGCCGUUCGCAAGUCGGCUUGCCAAACUCUUCUCCAGACGGUCACUGCUCACGGACAUGCUCUUCGAGCUGCCGCCUGGCACAACGUCAUCUGGCAGAUAAUGAUCCCACUGCUCGAUAAAGUUCGCUCUCAAACGAGAUGCGCUUCGACAGAGAAAGCGAACGGAGAGUUGAUAAUGCACCAUUCACGAGACACGGAACAGAAGCAGUGGACUGAAACAUGCAUCCAUACUCUGUCGGCCAUUUCGAAAAUAUUCAACUCGCAACGGAAGUCUCUUCUGGCAUUGCAUGACUUUGGAGCAGUCUGGGAAGCCUUCCUCGGAUACCUUGACUGGGCAGCGUGCUACGAAAACGCAGAGCUGUCUUUAUCAGCUAUCAGAAGCUAUCAGGAAGUGCUUCUCGGAAAGAUUUCCACUCAGACACUCAAUGUGAACAGUCAUGAGAAGAGUAACGGAACGGACUCGUUCGCUGAUGUCGUGACGCCGGAACUGCCGCAAGCACAGUGGGUGGAAUCAUGGAAAGUGUGGCUCCGAAUAUCGAGAGGACUCGCGAGGCAGGGAUGCGCUGCAAUGGCCAGCUCUGGGAGUGCUCCGAACGCCGAGACGAAGUCAACUGCGUCGACCCCGAGAAUGAACUCUUCGACCUCUUCUCUGACGUCACUGGCUCCCGGAGUAUAUGUGCCUGGUCCCUCCCAUCUCACUGCGAUCCUUCACAUCUUCCCGCAUUUGUUCGAUCGCGUCGCCAAGAGCAUAAUUGUGGAUGAUCUCAUGUACGAAAGUCUUCCUGCAGUGCUGGAGAGUAUGAUGAAUGUGCCGAUUCCGUCGGAGCAGGCUCCAUUUGUACUCCCUUCCUCGACAACUCAUCUAACACCGACUCAAGAAGCCCUGCUGGAAGCCGUCAAGAUUGUCUUCGUGGAGUGCACAAUCUCGGGAACUUCGCUCCGACCUGCUAUUCCCGAUCAAAUUCGUCUUCUCCUCAAGUUCGCCAGCAUGGCCACUCAACGGAUUUCACCGAACAAAGUGGCGCCUGGUGGCCAGAAGAGCUACGUAAGUCUCGGACUCCACAACAUCAUCUGGAAGUUUACUUAAUGUUUAGAGAGAUUACGCCCUCACUACAAUCGUGCCGUUCUCCGAGUAUUCACUCAGAAUUGCCAUCGAGUUUUUCACUUCGACCGCUCAAUAUCCGGAUGUGGCCAAUUCUUUGAUUGCCAUCGAUAUCAUCAAAUUCCUCGGAGAGCCGUUGUACAUGAAGUACACGUGCAUAUCUGCAACCACUUGGAAACUCGCUGCCAGUUCUUUGAUGUCCGUUCUGAAGACUUCGAUUCCGUACGCUCGUCAGAACCCAGAAGUGUUCAAAGGACUGUGGCCGGCCAUUUGCGACACGAUGGAAAGGUGGCUAUUCACUCCCAAGUAAGUAUCCUGUCUUGGUUCAAUAUUUAAAAUCCGUUUUUUCCGUUGCGGUUCCAGUAAAUCGAACAGAUUGGCAGCCGACGAAAGAAAACGAGAUGAGUUGAUGGAAUGCCAGGUAAGAAAGCGAGGAUGUUGAAAAGGGGCUUGAAGAAUGCUCGUCUCAGGCUAUCGAGAUAAUCCGGAAUGAGAUGCUCGCCUACGCUUCCCGUCUUCCACAAGGAGACGUGCAGAGACUCAUCGCCCUCCUCCAUCGUGGAUCCAUUUCUCAAAUCGACUCGACCGACGUCCUCGGUAAGUCUUCCCACAGUGCCAUUUUCUCUUCUAACACUCUCACCCUGAUAACCGGUCUCGGUAAACCUCCGCAACUUCUCAGCAAACGUUGGGGUGAUAGCAGAUUUUGAACAAAAGUUCAGCAACUUUUGAAGGAACGUUUGGAAUUAGCAUUUUUUUGUACAACACUUCAGGAACUUCUGAGCUAACGUUCAGCGCCAUCAACUUUUGAACAACACUUCAGCAGCUUUUGAACAACAGUUUAGUCACUUUUGAGCAAACUUUAAGGCGAUAGCAACUUUUGCGCAGAACUUCAGCAACUUUUACGCAUAACAUUAGCCGCUUUUGAGCAGAAGUUAGGUCAAAGUUUCUGAAGUUUUGCUGAAAAGUUGCAGACGUUAGCCGAGGUGUUGGUGUUCCUUAUAGACACUUUCCUGAUCGCAUGUGUUCGGUGUACUCGGUAACAACCCUCGAGUUCAGCUUCAGACUCGCACACUCAACGGAAUGAGCUGGCGAAAGCCUGUUUUGAUGCUCUUCUCAUGUCAACCGACGGAUCACAAUCGGAUGCGGAUGACGACGAAAACAGAGGAAUUCUUGGUAAUGUUGCAGUGACGAGUCUGCUUCAGAGGUGCACACAAGUGAGUGAACAAGGCGCUGUCCCGAAGAUAAAUGACUAUUCAGGUGAUGUCUGACUUCUGCAAAGACUGGUCCGCAGCCGGAGACCUCCGUCUACCAAGGUCUCGAAUCCUCGAGAUCAUAUCAGCUCUGCAAGCCGUCGAUUCGCUCAUCGCCCGACUGGCGAGAGAUCCACGAAUGACUGAACUCUAUUCCCAGCUCGUGUCCCUGUUCCCAUCAGUAGUCGACGUAAUGCCGUGCUGCCAUGCCGAUUCUCUGCUCGAGCAACAGCUAAUCAAAACAAUAAAGUCGUAUCAGACAUUGUUCCUGCUCCAAAACAUCCCCCAACCCACCGUAUGA